UGAAUAUCAGCUGAUGAGCAACUAAUCCAAAAAGAAAUAUAAGUUCGAGUUUAAAUAAUAAUCAAAAGUUUGUCAUAUAAAAUGAAUGAUCCUAAUAAAGUCAUUAGUGUAAAUUUGUCUGCUUUAUUGUCUUUGAAAGCAGAGUUACAGCGAAAGAAAGUAGAAGUUACUAAAGCCAAGAAUGCUGAAGUGCCAACUGAAGAACGCUCUAUUAAGAAAUCUAAAUCCAAAGAUGAAACUACAUCAAAAAAUAAAAACGAAGCGCCACCUAAAAUUGAACAAAAGGAAGAUGCUAAGGUGUAUGAAGUUGAAGAUAGUGCAUUAUUGGAAAAAUCGAAGCGCGUGCUUGAAGCAAAAGCUAAAUUUUACGAUAAAAUGAGCCGAGCUGGUGGAAAACUUAAUAUGGAUGACAAUUGCUUAGUGCAAUUUAAUCGCAAGAAACAAGAAGAUAGCGACGAUGAAACCAAAUUAAAACGACAAUAUUCUAGCAGUGAUUUAAGUUCUAGUGGGGAAGAACAUAUGGAUGACGAAGAUGAUUGGGUAGAAUUUAAAGAUUGUUUGGGUCGCACUCGAAGAUGCCUACGUAAAGACUUAGAAACUGCGAAAAAACGUGAUGCUGAAUUAGCAGCUAGUAUGCCUGAACGUAUUGAUCAAAGUAAAGCAAAUUGGAUGUUAGAUACAAAUGUUAGUAAUAACAGUAAUGAUGGCAGUGACGAAAUAAUUGGUCCACUUCCGCCGCCAUCUGAAAAAACUGAUGGCUUUUCACAAAUAUCCAAAUUAGACGAACAACGUAUAGGAUGGGAGCGAAAAGAACUAGAAAAUCUCGAGAAAAUAGAUGUCCAUUAUCAAGAUGUAUUUUUUGAUGAAGCGAGACAACAUGGUGUAGGUUAUUAUGCAUUCUCAACAGAUGAAGAAGAACGUAAACGGCAACAAGAUCGACUACAAAAAGUUCGUCAAAAAACACUAGAAGAACAAAAACAACGUGAGGAAUUUCGUUCGAAGAGAGAAAAAAUUAUUGCAGAACGCGUACUAGCAGCAAAAAAUCGGCAAAGGGCACGUUUAGGGCUUCCACCGCUUGAUGAAAUUGAUGAAGCUGAAAAAAUAAAAAAUGAGGAAAAACUAGAAGAAACAAAAGAGGAGCGACGAGCAAGAAAACGUGAAGAAAAACAAAAACGUAAAAAUAAACGAAUAGAAGAGCAGCGGGAAUUUGAGCGUCAGCAACAUUUACGACCCUGGGAUCGUUCGAAAAAAUAUGUUGCCAAUAAUAAAGAUGAUAAUGAGGAUGAAAAAUCAGAUAAUUGGACAUAUAAACCAGAACGUUUGCCUAUGUCACAAAAGGAAUGGAAUGAAAAAAAGCGUACUGAGCGUAAUCCAGAUUUUGCACCACCUCAAGCAGAAUUAAAACGUACAAAUUUCAAUAGCAGCUCAACUUCAUCAAUGCAAUAUCAUAUGGUGCCGCCGCCUACCUUAACACAAGAAGUUAAUUUUAAUAAUUAUCAAAGCUCAAAACGUACUAAGCAAUUUCACAGAAAAAAUUAUCAAAGUGAAACAUAUGAGGAUAUCGAAUCUAGCAGUAGUACGUCUAGAGGCGCGACAAUACCACCGCCAGCUGACUUGGAUUGUACGCUACCAAUUAAUCCGAAAAAAUCCAGAAAAGAUAUUGAACUAGAAAAUUCAAUUGAAGCUGGUUUAAGGUUUUUGCGCAAUAAUUGCGAUAAAGGAACUAUGAGUACCAAAUCCAGUUGGACUGCUAAAGCGGAUUAUUAGUAUAUUUUAUCAAAUAAUAACUACUCUAUUGUGAUUUGAUGCAUAUUAUUGUAUAGUUUAUUAAAUUAAAUCGCUAUUAAAUAUACUACUAAAUAUA
Molecule: messenger RNA, 1864 nt
Organism: Teleopsis dalmanni
Lineage: Eukaryota; Metazoa; Arthropoda; Insecta; Diptera; Diopsidae
Product: coiled-coil domain-containing protein 174
Exons: 2
Coding region: 82-1767 (561 amino acids)
Cellular component (GO): nucleus
Source: RefSeq, a predicted model, not a curated record